AUGCCGGAAUGCCGCGGCGCGGGAUCACGCCCCGGCGGCGACGCCACUCGGAUCAAGUUACUCCGCGCCGCCGCCUGCCCACCUGCUCCUCAUGGCACGUGCUGGUGGCAGCCAGCCGGGGGCGCGCAGUCGGCGGGAGCGCAGGUGUGCCGCACGUUCGCGGGUCUGACGCGCGAGCAGCAGGAGGUGUGCCAACGGCGGCCCGCCGCCACCAGCGUCGCCAUCCAGGGUCUGCACCACGCCGUCCAGGAGUGCCAGUUCCAGUUCCGACACCACCGCUGGAACUGCUCCUCGCUCGCCACCAAGAACCGCAACCCGCACGCCAGCGUCCUGCUCCAGCGGGGGUACCGCGAGUCGGCGUUCGCGUACGCCAUCUCUGCGGCCGGGGUGGCGCACGCGGUGGCGCGUGCCUGCAGCCUGGGACGCCUGCUCGAGUGCGCAUGCGCCGCGCCGGGCGGCCGGCGCCGAGGCGGGAGGCGGCGCGGGGGCGGCGGCGGCGGAGGCGGCGGGGGCGGCGGCGGCGGCGGCCGGGGGCGGCUGGGCGGCGCGGCCACCAGCCAGUGGCAGUGGGGCGGCUGCUCGCACAACAUCGACUUCGGCGUCCGCUUCUCGCGGCUCUUCCUCGACGUGAGGGAGCGCGCGGGCGACCUGCAGUCGCGCAUCAACCUGCACAACAACCAGGCCGGCCGCCUCGCGCUGUCGAGCAACACGGUGCUGCGCUGCAAGUGCCACGGCAUGUCGGGCAGCUGCGAGCUGAAGACGUGCUGGCGCGCCGUGCCCGACUUCCGGCGAGUCGGCGACGCGCUCAUGGCGCGCUUCCGCACCGCAGUCCUCGUCGACCAGUCCAACCUGGGCAACGAGUCUGCAUCAGAGUCGCGGGGGCGGCGGAAGCGUCGGCGGAGGCGGCGCAAGUUCCCGGCGCUGGGCGAGCUGUCGCGCGACCUGCUCUACUACCAGCGGUCGCCCACCUUCUGCGAGCGCGACUCCUCCGUCGACUUCCCGGGCACGGUGGGCCGGCGCUGCAACCGCACCUCGACGGGAACCGACAGCUGCGCCUCGCUGUGCUGCGGCCGCGGCUACGACGUCUUCCGGCAGCGGCGCGUCGACCGCUGCCACUGCCGCUUCCACUGGUGCUGCCGCGUAGCCUGCCAGAACUGCACCAUCGAGGAGUGGGUCACCGUCUGCAAGUGACGCCGCGCCGGAGUCCCACCCGUCUCUGCUGACCGCAGUCCCUGCAGCGCACGCUGCGAGGUCGUCGUGUGUGACGCGACGCCGCCUCUGACGGUACUCGCCCCACUGCGAACCGAGCGUGUCCGAGAGCCGCUCGACAAUCCACAAGAAGAACGCGUCUUGUCGCACUAAUUAGAGGGGUACUUCCCAAGCAAAGGCCCUUUCUUAAAUACAUACAAUGUAUUCGAGAUCUUCACUGAUUAUCUAACGUGCUCACCGUCACGUUUCUCCGUAGGCAAAUCCUCACAUCUGCUUUCCACAGGUUUCUAAUAAUUCAGAGACGCGCGAUGCAUUAACGUUCUAAUACCCUUUCGAAGCAGGUAACUUACUUCUCAGCCGCAUGGCUAGGAAUGUGUGGAUUAUUCCUUAAGUGUUACUAUUCAAUUUGAUAAGAAAAACGCAGAGUAAAGCAACAACGGCGAAUGAAUCACAGCUUUCCAAUGAAAACCAAAACCAAAACACGGUCGCUCAGUGGCUAGCGUAACAUAAAAUUUCGUACAGCAUGUCAUUACCCAAGCCACCACGUUUGUUGAAACAUUUCGACGUGUGUGCAUAGAUCUCGGUGUCGGAUAGGAACACGUUCAGCACCAUACUAAUGCGUCAAAAAUUAUGUAUUGUGAUCUUUUAGCUUUCUUCGCGAAAAUAACGACUAUCAUGUCUAUGUGAUUAUCAGCCGGCUUGAUGUUCUCAUUUUCCUUCCACGAUAUUUCGAAAACAUCCCUAUUUGAAUGCGUCAAGUGUUAGAUGCAGAAGUGGUUGAACGAAAACUGUUAACAGGGAUGCCCUCUAGCAAUAUAUUUUAUGAAUACCAGAAGAAAUUAGCCUCAUCGUGGCAGUAAAUGGCGUUCACAGAAUUGAAGUCAGGACUUCGUCGCUUUACCACCGUAAUACUUGACGGGUGAUGUACAUUAUCCAAACGGAGCUUUGUAGACGUCACACAAGAUUUCUCUGAUGUCUUCUGAGGACCUACAUUUUUCUACUUCAGAUGAGCGACAGACGGAAAGUGACGUGUCUAAUCUCUUACAAAAUAAUUUUUCCGUAUCUUAAAACGGCGUGCGACACCUAUAGUGUGAUACUAAUGACAAAUUCUAUACACGAAUGUUCGAAUAUUGACUUGUUGUGUUAGUCUCUCACCUGAAUGUCCUUGCUUAUAUGUAAACCCAUGAUACGUCCGUCCACUUGCGUAAAAAUAAUGGUAGUCAUCCGUAAUGGUCAACCACAUCGCUAAUUAGCUGUAACAGCUUACCAUCGUAUCCUGCAGAGGUGAAGAAAACUUUCAUUUUAUUAACAUCAGUAUUAAUACUUUUUAGUUUUAAUUCAUCAGUGUGUACUGGCUCCUUUCUUAUCACUCCACCCUCUCCCACAAACAGGUCAUUAACAGCUACUUUCCACGAUCUUUUGCGUCCGCCUCUCGCUGCUUACUUCCAAAAAAGACUAACUUCAGAAAAAACACUUUAUAAUGUGCACUUGGAGCGAAAAUAAUUAUAUUGUAGUAAUUUUUGGACGGAGGUGAAUAUAAUACCAAAGAUGCAAGUUUCAUCACAGAAAGUGGUAACACUAAAAAAUACAUCACUUACGAAAACUAAGCACUACUUUAGCGAGAAAUCAAUAUACAUAGGUCAAACAGAAGAAACUGUCUGCCGUGAACAGUGCUUCCGAAUGACUCUAUUAUUCUAUGUUUACAACAAAAAAGUCUAUAAUCGCAAGUGAUAAUGAUGAGCUUACUGUAGAGGAAUUUUCCCCAGUUGUACUGUCUUGGUGUUUCAAUUCUUUGUGAAGUUGAUGAAUACAUCCUCCAACUAUGAACCUAAUAGGGAGCGCGAAGAAUACUUAGUACGACAGAUUUUGUCGUAGGACACGUGUGAAUUAGCUCUGUGCGUUAUUCUUCCCAACGAGGUCCUUCACUCCAAACCACUUGCGGGUGGGAACCAGAAACAUAUUGGGCGUAUAAUUCUGUAAUGUAAUCAUAGACGUGAAUUUUACCCCAUUAUUUCAUUUUAAAUCAACAACUGCCAAACAAAUAGACUUGUACAAACUUAUCCACGUCUGAAUACCUAUUCCGUACAGACACAAAGUGAACUAUGUAUAGGUAUCAUGGAGUCCUUGGUUAUUUUCCUGUUUUUAUAACUGAAAUACAUUUUAGAGGGGCAUAUUUCCCUGGUUUUCUGAAUUGUCCGUAGUCUCAUUACUACCAGUGCUCUGCUGUCACUUUCAGGACUUAGUUGUUUUACGACGUUAAUACGGUAAUGUCAUAGACAUCGCAGAAGAUUUCCUUCAUGUCCUCUGAGCACCGACAUCAUAGUAAUAAUUAAGAUUCAAAUGGAAAGAGACGUACUUUACGUCUUACAACACAAUUUUUCUAUAGUGCCAGUUGCAAUGAGAACACAACGCUUAGCGAGUUCAAUAUUAACCAGAAGGACAUGGGUGAAGACAUUUUCAGUAUAAAUAAAAAUACUAAAGUUUAUACCUACAUAGAAGGCGGGUGAAGAAAGAGCAUGUUACUUUCGUUACACUAGUGUAAUUUCGAUGUUAGGAAGAACUCCGCUAACAGCUGGUAAAAUUGUUGUUUAUUAUAACAUAAUCGGUUUCGCAGCUUUAAGCCGCUUCAUCAGGUGCAACGAUGUUAAAAGAUCAUAGACAUAACUAUCGCUCCCAAGCCUUCUUUGCCUUUCGCUCGCCAAGGUGUUUACGAUAUUCUUUAGACAGUAAAUUUUGACUAUGAGCGAUGGGUAUGCCUAUGAUCUUUUAACGUUGUUGGCCGUAAUGAUGAGGCUUUAAGCCGGAAACCAUUUGUUUUUUAAUAAACACCUACAACAAUUGUACCUGCUGUUAGCGGAGUUCUUCCCAACAUCAUAGAUGGGGUGUGAUGCCUUAGUUACUAGUUUGGACAGCUACGAUCUGUAAACUGUAAAACGGUAUUUCUUCAGAGCAAAGGAAAUCCAUGAUUCGC
This is a messenger RNA of Schistocerca piceifrons (Central American locust), 4180 nucleotides long. RefSeq names its product protein Wnt-10b-like. Lineage: Eukaryota; Metazoa; Arthropoda; Insecta; Orthoptera; Acrididae. The transcript is spliced from 6 exons. Gene Ontology annotation, cellular component: extracellular region. The record is from RefSeq and is a predicted model, not a curated record. Gene Ontology annotation, biological process: neuron differentiation; multicellular organism development; canonical Wnt signaling pathway. Bases 1 to 1191 code for a protein of 396 amino acids. Gene Ontology annotation, molecular function: cytokine activity; frizzled binding.